AUGAUCGCCCUCUUGUCCUUCCUCCUCACUCUCGGCUCGAUCGCGCCUGGGGCUCAUGCGGGAGCGGACCCACUUAACCCGUUCGGCCUCUCCGGCCUGAGGUAUGUGGCGAACACAACCUUAGGCCCACCUUUGGAGUUGUGGCAUGAGUUCUAUGACCAUUGGCCAACCGGAAUUGCGAUUAGCAAGGAAGGGCGGUUGUUUGCCAACUUCCCCGUGGAGAAUCUGAUUAAUUUCACUGUUGGGGAGAUCACUGGCGGGGCGACCGAAAAGGCGUUCCCCAACCUGACAUACAACCAACCGCCUUCACUAGUUAACACCACCAAUCCACAACUCGCCGCAGGGUACCUUCAGUACUUGAUUUCGGUGCAAUCCGUCGUCGUGGAUCCCAAAAAUCGGCUUUGGUUGCUUGACACAGGUCGUCCGAUCGUGGGCAGUAUUCAGCCCUAUGCCAGUGGGGCCGGGCAGAAGCUCGUAGGGGUGGACCUGACGACGAAUACGACGUUCAAGGUUAUUACUUUCCCGCCGACGGUAGCAUAUCCCGAUACUCUUCUCAACGACGUGCGGUUCGACCUACGGCCUAACAUUACCGCUUCCGGUGAAGGUAUCGCGUACAUCACCGAUUCCUCUGAUGAAGGUCGCAAUGGCAUCAUUGUCGUCGACCUCGGCACGGGUGACACCAUGGGAGAUCCCUCGUUCGUGGGUGUAUACGACGGCGUACCGUUCACGGUUAUCCGCCCGAUCGACAGCCCGAUCAACCCUGGUGCAUACGCCCGAUUUACCACAGGGGCUGACGGUAUUGCACUUUCUGCCGAUGGAGAAUACCUCUAUUACACACCACUCAGUAGCAGAAGGUUUUAUCGCGUACCCACUGCGCUUCUGAGGGUGCCACCCAACGGACAGAACCCCAGCGCAGCAUUCGACGCCAUCGCAGGUGUGGAAUUCCUCGGCCAGCACGGUUCCCAUUCGGACGGUCUCGAAACAAGCAGCGACGGCACUAUUUGGGUUACUGCAAACGAGCAGGACACUAUCUUCUCCUUCGAUCCAGUGACAAAGAUUCUGAGCCCGUUUGUCCGGGACCCACGGAUCCAGUGGUGCGAUACUCUCAGCGUUGGCUGGGAUGGGUACUUGUACUUUACCAGCAACCAGUUUACGAGACAGCCCCAGUUGAAUAACGGCACAGAUCUUAGGAGGCCGCCUUUUGCCGUCUUCAGAGUUCCUCUUCCAAAUAAUGCAACAAAGGUCACGACCUUAGUGUGA
Molecule: messenger RNA, 1260 nt
Organism: Dacryopinax primogenitus
Lineage: Eukaryota; Fungi; Basidiomycota; Dacrymycetes; Dacrymycetales; Dacrymycetaceae
Exons: 4
Coding region: 1-1260 (419 amino acids)
Source: RefSeq, a predicted model, not a curated record